AUGGAGAAAAAAUCUACCUCAUGUCAUGACGGAGCGGUGAGCUGGUACGUUCAAGUGUGCAGAUUGGCUGUGGCUGUGGCCAUUAUUAAGACCAAACCAUCAGAAGGUGUCAGGCAGUUCACUCAAUCUUUGGCCAAAACACUCAAACAGCAGGACGAAGGCUGGAAAUCUAAAGCUUGUGAUCUUCAUAAAGAUGUUCUGCGAUUGAGACAAGAGCUGCUGAUCUCACGUUUACUACUGAAGGCUGGGAGCCGUGCCACCGGCGCCGGGACACCAAAUGGUCAGGAAGUUGUCGAAGUGCUCACUCACAAUGACGCACAACAGUCAAAAAGCGACUCCGGCUGUGAAACUGAUAUGAGCUCGCACAACGCAGAAGGCCCAUCUUUACCUCUGACCCCUCCAAACAGUCAGAAUUUCCUUCUUCAGGGCAGCAAAUGGCGCCAGGACUGUGGGCUGGUAAAGCACAUGCAGUUUUUGCAGUGUCUGAGCGGUUUGCGCAGAGAUUAUAAGUCUGCGUUGUGCGUAGAUGAUGAUGAUUUGGUCUGGGACUCAGUGGUGCAGUUGCUGGAUUGUGUACUGGAUGUUUUCAGACGGGCACAUUUUGGACAGCCCGUGCAUCACCCAGAGCUGCUGCGUCACGCCACACAGGUGGUGGCACAGACCCUGAGUCGAGGAAAAAUAGAUCAGAGGCCUUCAGUUCAGCAUUUCAGCAGAGUAGAAGAUCUUUUGAAGGAGAUGAUCUGUCUACUGCUAACCAGCCAUCAGAUUAAUGAGUUUUCAGUGAAGGUCCUGCUGUCUGAAUGUCUUAUUGCUCUGGGAAAAAGUCGUGUCAUGAGAGUCGCUCUUGUUCAGUUCCUCAUGGCACAGAUUGUUCAGCUGUCACAACACCUGUGGGACAUCUGUCAGAGGUCCACGGAUCAUCUGGUGGAUUGGAUCCGCUAUGAGAAUUCAUUCUAUGUUUUUUGGGUGUUGGAGCAGCUCUCCGCUGAUGCUCAUAAUGAUGUCAGCCUCGAGGUCAUGACACAGCUGGAAAACCGAGCAUUCUGUCUUUCAGACGAGUUUCCCCUCUUCUCUCUGUACAUGUGGCGAAUCGGAGGUCUCUUCAGAAGUGGACGCCCACAGGAGCAUGCACAAGCUCGCAGCCCAUCGUUCCCAGUGGGACAGAAUUUUCCUGAAGCUUAUCUUACAGGAAACCUCUGAAUAUAAACAACAGAGUCUAUAGGCAAAGAUACGGACGGGCAAGCUCAACAUGUUUAAAAACAUGUUAAGGGUUGAUAUAACAUAAAAUCUGUUACUGUAGAAGAGAUACUAUGU
Messenger RNA from Paramisgurnus dabryanus, 1314 nucleotides. It is a transcript of the gene mei4, whose product is annotated as meiosis-specific, MEI4 homolog (S. cerevisiae). Gene Ontology annotation, biological process: DNA recombination; meiotic DNA double-strand break formation; homologous chromosome pairing at meiosis. NCBI's taxonomy places the organism in Eukaryota, Metazoa, Chordata, Actinopteri, Cypriniformes, Cobitidae. The record is from RefSeq and is a predicted model, not a curated record. Gene Ontology annotation, cellular component: lateral element.